This is a messenger RNA of Sinocyclocheilus grahami, 3720 nucleotides long. RefSeq lists its product as uncharacterized. The record is from RefSeq and is a predicted model, not a curated record. Bases 113 to 1150 code for a protein of 345 amino acids. The transcript has 2 exons. NCBI's taxonomy places the organism in Eukaryota, Metazoa, Chordata, Actinopteri, Cypriniformes, Cyprinidae.
GCCAUUUUUGUUUCAUGGCAGGGAGCUCGGCUGCUCUCAUUUCAAUGCUCUCAGAAGGGACUCGGUAAAAGACACCUGAAGUCCUUAUGCAUACCAGCUGUGAAGGUGCACCAUGAAUUGUGAAGAGCAGGGCAUGGGGAGGGUAGUCCAUUCCUGGGCCAGAUUUGCCCCAGCUGGACAAACUGCCCUCGAAGAGGCCCUGAGGGUCUUUAACCCCAUGUCCAAGGACCUGUCAGACACCGAGAGACAAAUGGUGUCCUUUCUUCAAGAGCUGAGAAAGGAGGGAGCCAAGCCUGUGAUUUUGAGGAGCAAAGAUGUGUAUGGAUACACGUCUUGCACCACGGAGCCGAUUACUUCCAGGAUUGGCAGCAAGGUUCAGAGAGUGCCGAAACCUUCCAAGAAGCGAGGGCGGAAAGGUUUGAGCAAGACCAAGGAUGUGAAUUAUGCGAUGCUCAGUAGAGCAGCAAAGGAUAUUCUCCAAAACCAACCCAAGAUCCUGCUUACCAAUCUCUCAGUGAACAGUCUUAAGCAGAAUGUUGCAUCGGCAACGCUAAAUAAACAUUCUGUUCGAGCACAGCAGUGCCUCAAGCUAACAAACAUAAAGGGGUUGACCGGAGGCCACACUGCGAGGUUGCAAAUUCAUUUUGGUGCGGAUUCAAAAAGCGCCCCCAGUUUUGCUCUGGGACGGCCACCAGAUCUCUCCGGAAUUCCCCACUCUCCAACGGAAAAUGGCAGUCAGAGAUCGAACGUAGUUGCCUUGGACAACAAACAUAUUUUGUCGUGUCCGUUCAAAGUAGAAGAUGCCCUGAUUGGAGACUCUGCCCCAGUCGUCUGUCAGAAUGGGUUCGGUCUUGAAGAUGGUAGCAUUUAUAAAAAGAUCGAAACUGUAUCAGGUAAACCUGAUGUGAUGACCAGUGGUCUGGACAAUGGUUCAGUGAGGAGACUCCAUUUCCAAAGCUAUAACUGGUCCCAGUCAACACUCACCAAUGGCCAAGACGUUUCUAGAUUGAAUGGCAAUGGUCUUGAAUGGAAGGUUAUAAAAGUAGAUGAUUCGGUCACGGAUGAGGAGGUGAGGAGAAAGGCACAGAAAAUCUUGCAAGUUAACUUGUCACCUGUGAUACAGAUCCAUCCCCUUGUUGACUCUGUAUAGAUACUUGCUGCAGAUUUUUUGUUUCCUUUCCUUUUUUUGUGUUUUCUUGUUUUGCAGAGUUGCGUUUUCUGGAAACAAACCCAAGGUUAUCUCUGAAUGGGAACAUUGCGGUUACCUCCAAAUUUUGCAUUGUCGUCAAGUAGUUACUGACAUCAUAAUCCAAAGAUGGGAUGCUUUUUUCUGCUCUCACAGUAUUUUGUUUCCCCAACACAUCCCAGCCUACCUUUAUUUUGUGUAUUUUUAUCUAACUUCUGAAGGAUUGGACUGAUGAACAAAACCUUAUUUAUGACUAUGCAGUUCCCAGAAUGCUCCUUUUGUUGGAAAACUGGACAUGGCUGUCUUAGUGGAUCAUGGGAACAGACUGAAUUUGUAGAGUGAUUUAUUAGAUGCUACUGCUUGAAAAGACAAUGAUAGCCUAACAUAAGUUGGUCUUUAUGGUUUUCUACAUCCUUGGAUCCUGCUGAUGUCUGUCACCCAGGUUUUUUGACAUCACCAGUUUUGUAAUAUGUUAGUCUGCUGGCAUAGACUGCAUACGAUAUUUUUGUUUAGACUCUUAACAUGUUCAAAUUGGGGGCACUUUUUACAUAUUAAUUUAAUUUCAGGGCAAAAUAAAUGGCCUUAUUCUUUGAGAAGAGUAAAAUUUAACUGAAUCUUUGUACUCUUUCCUUCUCAAUGUACUUGUUUCUUUCUGCACUCCACUUCUCAUAAAUUCCUUGAAUGUUUCUUUUAAUGUGCCAACCCUGGUUUUUCGUUUCUUUAGAUUUGUUGGUACCAUGACCACAAAGAAUUGCAAAAAAAUUGCUUCAUUUUCCGAGUUCUCAGAAUCCUGUCAAGCAGUGGACUUGCUUGUCCAUUGAUUGAACGUACCUCAAACACUUGAAUAAGAAAAUGUUGUCCUCCUUAAUCCUGCAGUUAAUUAUGUAUAUUGUAUAUUGUUCAUUCCAUGCAUCCAUAAGUUGGUUAGUCCAUGUUUAUGUUUGAUGAUUUGUGGCCAUCUUGAUCGCCUUCUACACAUUUAACCAAAUUCUGAAAAUUACAAACCGAUCUUCAAAGGGAUGGUUUUGAUCCAGCACUAAUUAAGGCGAUUUCUGAAGGACGCAAAUUGGAAAAGAAAAAAAAUAAUUCUCGUCUGUUAAAUCUUCCCCAAGAUGUUUUAUUAAGGUCAAUGUUCUGCCUCACCAGGUUUCAUUUGUUGAGGGUGAUUCAUGUGCAUUAGGGCACAACAGGAUGAAUACUUGCUUUUUGUGCACAAGAGGAAGAGAUAUGUGAGAUUUAAGUUAGCGUUCAGCAAGCCCUAAGGCCUUUGGUUCAUAAAGUUUAAUUUUUUUCAAACUAAAGUAGAUGAUGGCAAUGCAGCAGUUUAUUUAUCAUUAAUUUUUUUUUAUAUAUAUUUAAGUUUUCAGGUAACCAGUAUAUGGGUUCCAUUAAAAAAAUUAAAAAAAAAACUUUCAUCCACACAAAAUACAAGCAGAAUUAGUUUUCCUGUUAAUCAGUUUUUAUUUUCAUCCAGUUGAAUCUGUGACACUCAAAAGCUGUAAAUGUCAGUGUUGUAUCUUUAGUUACUGUUAUCAAGUUGUGGAUUAAAAUAUGUUUGAGAAGUGUUUGGUGUGGAUUACUGGAGUCUCAGAGUUUCCGUUUUUAAAUGAACAGGCAAGAUUAUUGGUGCGCAAAAUAAUUAUGGCUCAAAGACGUCUCCGUUAGCUGUUUUGUGAGGUGUGGACAGUUGCAUAUUGUUAUGGCUAGUGAUCUUGAGAGCCAUUAAAUUCCAUUUCAGAAAUGGGGAUCCUACUCUAAAAUCUGACUGGAUAAGCCAUGUUCAAAGCCGUUUUGAAAUAGCUAACAUACACACCAGCAAACUGCACUAAUUCAAAUUUAUAUUAAUAUGCCAAGUUGUUUGGUAACUGUAAAUGCCUUACUGUUUGGCUAAUAAACUUGCCAGAUGUUAUUUAGGAGACGAAUUGCUUAUUGUGAUUAUUACUAUAAGUAUAUUUAAUUUUUUAUUGAACAUUAGUGUGUUUGCCACGUUGAUGUUGCUGCCACAGUUAAGAGGGGUUUUAGGGACUGUUUCAUGUGCCGAACAGCAUUUCUUAAGCGUUAAAUCCUCUAACCCAUGGUUUUCCUGCCGUAUUGCUGUGUAAAUUAGCAUGGGAUUGUUGUUUAUUUUUACUGCUGUAUCUUUGAGAAUCUUAGUAGUAUUUAUAGUGUCUAUAAAUAAUAUUUUAAUCAAUUUUUGUUUGUUAAUUCAACCAUAAUGUCGUAUGUUUUGUCACUCAAUGGCCAGAAAAAAUGGAGGAUACAUUAAAGCUCAAAAACAAUUCAAUUUAUUCAAUCCUUUAGAUUUUUUUGUAAUCGCUCUUUUACAGUAAUGUUCAAACUCCAAGUUGGAUUUGAAUUGUGUUAGAUGAACAGUUGCUUCUUUUCUAGUGCUUUUAUGCAAAGCAGCACCAGGAUUUUUCUGUGCUUUGCCCCAACCAUUUUCCAGUGUUCCAUCCUUGCAAAAGAGAAGCAUCCCUAAAACAUAAGCUGCCACCACCAUUCUUUUCACAAAACCAAACCAACCAAUGUAGAGC